AUGCAGUUGAGUGAGAGCAAAGAAAAGGAACUGGUAGAAAAAGUUGCGUUGAGAUUCGUUUUAUCUGACACUCCAGAGAAAUAUGAACAGGCAUUGAACACUUUUCUUCCACCAUUGUUGUUGAAAUUGGCCUCAUGCCAUAAUUCGGUAAGACAGGCCGUGUUUGAAAUUUUAAAAGAUGUAUUAUCAAGACUAAAUACACUGACAUCUGUGGAACUACCGGUUGAAAACCUAUUAGACCAAGCAAAGAAAAAUGAAGGCACAGAAGUGACGACCUCUAAUUAUAAUAACGUUAGACUAUACAGCCUCUUGUUUGCCUCGAGAGGUAUCGAGAGAAUUAGCGAUUACGAUCGUAGAAAAAAUUUGAUUCCAACAAUAAUCAAUGGUAUCUCUACUUUGCCUACAAUGACUUCAUCAAGAUUAUUUCAUAUUUUAUGUAAAAUAAUCUUGAAAUUGGAAUCUCCAUUAAAAGGAUCUGCAGAAGAAGAUGACAUGCGUCAAUUUUAUAAACCUAUAAAUAAUACUGACAUGGAAUUUGUAUUGUCUUAUUGUACCAAGUUCUUCUUGUUAAACCCUGCAAAGCCAGAUCAAAAUAGUGGGAUCAUUCCAAGAGGGUACACUUGCCCAGGUUUAACCGCUGAUGAUGUUUCUUUUUUCACUUACAAUGCAGGCAUCACUUUCACCAAGGACCAAAUGGUAACAUAUAAAAGAAGUAUCUUCAAAUUUAUCACGCAUGGGUUUGUACCGGAUGAUCAACAAUUGAUAAAAUUCUUGUCGAUAGUUUCAACUGAUUCAACUGACAUUUCAGAUAAAGCUGUACAAAUGUUAAAGACUCUAGAAAUUUCAUAUGAAGAUUCUGAUUUCAUUAAUUAUUUAAUUUCAUUGUAUAUUGGUGAUACUAAGAUAGGCCGACCACCAGUCAAGCAAGAAUUACAAGAAAAAAUACUCACUAUUUUAAAUCGAAGUGUAAUUGCUACAGAAAAAGUACAACAAGUAUCAUUGAUUUGUUCCAUAGGUUUACACUCAAAAAGUUAUAAAUUAAGAUCACUUUGUUUGACAUUUAUUGGAUUUGUAUCUAAAAAUAAUCAUCAAAAUUUAGAAAUUUCACCAGUUGGCUCUAGUGGGAUUCAAGUUAGCAUAGCCUCAUUGAUAAGAAAUAAUUUAAAUACUGAAGGAUGGCCAAGGUUACAGCUAGGUGCAAACACCCCUAACUUUAGCAAUGCUAUAUUACAAAGGAGACUCCAAUAUGAAACAUUAGGUUUGCUGCUUAAGAAAGAUUAUGAGUUGGUAAAGGAUUUAUCCUUUAUUGAGUUCCUUUUUGAUUCCUUGAAGGGAGAUCUCAAUGAAUUUAGACCUAGUAUCCAGGAAACUUUGAACUCCUUAACCCCCCAUUUAUAUGACCUACCUUUGACUUCAAAAAAUAAGUUAAAGAAAUUAGCAGAAAAUUUUUUGAAUGAUGAUUAUCAAUUUGAAAUAAUAAAAGAUAAUGAUGAACGUGAUGCUUUGAUGGCCUGUAGAUACGUCUGUAUUAAAUAUAUCAAUGCUGCAUUUGAUUUUAAUGAUUGCCAAGCUAGAUAUUUCAAUAUCCUUGGGACUUCAAGAACGAACAGAUUUGAUAUAAUUGAGGAAUCAUACAAGGGAUUAAACCCCUAUUGGUUUAAAGUAUGUAAAGCUUCAAAUUCUAAGGAUUUCAAGAAAACUUCGGAGCUUUUAGGAAAUAAUAAUCAAAUAUUAAAGUUUCCUGAACUAUCUAGCAUUUUAAAAUUGCUCAUGAGUGAGGUAGAAAAAAGUAAAAAUAAUUCUUUUUUUGUCAUAAGGAAAACUUUGAAUACUUCUGUUCGUUUUAUUAAACAAGUAAUUAUAUCUAACGCAAUUUACGGGGAGAACACUUUUCUUGAUCAAGAUGAAGAUUGGUCUAUCAAAAUAACAAACGCAACUAAUGUUGAUCACAGAAUAUUUACAUUGGUCUCUAAUUAUAUCAAAGCAAUCGACUCAGAUGUGUUUAUCUCAUUCCUAAAUUUAAUUCAUAACGAAUUUGCUUUGAAAGAUAGUUCUAAUAGAAAAAUAUUUUUAUCUACCUAUCAAGAUAUUGAGUUUGGACAAACUCUGUUGUUUUUUUUACAAUUCUGUAGCUCAAAAACUUUGGCCAUGCUAAGUCAUCAAAUGGAAUCAUUAUUCAAAUUCAUAAAUGGUAUCGAUAUUCAAAAUGACAAAGAUUUACAAAUCGCUGCAAAUUGUAUAGGUAUCAUUUCUGUCGGUAAUGUUACAUCACCAUUCAUUAAGGAAAUUUUUGACACCUUGUUGAACAUAAAUAACAUUGAAAAGGCUGCGGACGUAAUUAUAACCGUAUCAUAUAUGAUACCAAGGUUAUAUUUGAGUAAUACUUUUGGCACAGUAAUGAAUGAAACACAUGUAAAAAUACUCUUGGAAUACCUUAUAGAAAAUAUAGUGAAUAAGGAUAAAAAAUUAGAUUUUAUAAAGUUGAUGGGUCAACUUAUCCGAUACGGUGUAAUUUCAAGCCUCUCUACACGCGCAAAGGAAACAUUUAUAAGAAACAUUAUAACUGUUGUUAAAGAUAAAAUUCAAAGAUCGGAAUCCUCGAUUGAACUAUUAGGAUACAUUUCGUUAUAUACUGACGAAUUUAAUUUAUCUGAAGAACUUUUUGAUCUCAUUUAUAGCUCACAUACUACAAGUCAAAUCGAAAUGUUAUUUACCGGAGGUGAAUCACUGUCUAUUCUUUCUGAUGGUUGGAUGAGCAGUUUCUUAGAAGAUAAUAUAGAUAUUCCUCAUUGUCAAAUAAAUCUUCCACAAUUAUUCCCAGGUUCCAAGCAAAUUAAUGUUUUGAAUAAAGUGUUAGAACAUUGUGAUAAUACUAAACCAAGCUUGAGAAAAGCAGCAUGUAUUUGGUUAUUAACGUUGGUAAAGUAUAAUAGAUCCAACCCAAUAAUCAAAGAGAAAUGUGAAAUCAUUCACAUGAAAUUCAUGCGUUUCUUGAGUGAUCGUGAUGAAAUUAUUCAAGAAUCUGCAUCAAAGGGUCUUUCAUUGGUUUACGAAUUGGGUAACUUUGAUGUGAAGGAAACUAUGUUAAAAGAUUUAUUAAGAUCUUUCACAGAUACUGCUGCGGGUGCUAAGUUAAAUUUUGGCUCAGUCUCUGAAGAAACAGAAUUGUUUGAUGCAGGUGCUUUAAGCACCGGUGAUGAUUCGAUUAAAACUUAUAAAGAUGUAUUGUCAUUAGCAUCAGAAGUCGGUGAUCCUUCCUUAGUUUACAAGUUUAUGAACUUAGCUAAAAGUUCAUCAUUAUGGUCAUCUAGAAAGGGUAUCGCAUUUGGUUUAGGUGCUAUUAUGUCAAAAGCUUCUUUAGAAAAUAUUAUUCUUGAAGAUAAAAAUACAGCAAAUAAAUUAAUUCCAAAAUUAUUUAGAUACAGAUUUGAUCCAUAUGAACUGGUAUCUAACUCCAUGAACGAUAUCUGGAAUACCUUAAUAAGUAAUUCCUCUGAGAUCAUUAAUUCAUAUUUUGACUUAAUUCUUGAUGAAUUAUUAGUUGGUAUGUCCAAUAAAGAGUGGAGAGUAAGAGAAGCUAGUUCUAAAGCUCUUCUUCAUCUAAUCCAAACUGUUCCAAAAGAAAGAUUUGCUGAUAAAAUGAUUGAUCUAUGGACAAUGUCAUUUAGAAGUAUGGAUGAUAUCAAGGAAUCUGUUCGUCAAGAAGGCACGAAGUUGACUAAUGUGUUGGCAAAGCUAUUAGCUAGAUCUAUUGAUAUAAAUAACGGUGUUAGCAAAGAAACAUCAGAAAACACUUUGAAAUUAAUUUUGCCCUUCUUAUUAGGUACAAAGGGUCUCAAUAGUGAUGCAGAAGAUGUUAGAUCAUUUGCUUUGAAAGUAGUGAUUGAUUUAGUUAAGAAUACUGGAUAUGCAAUGAAACCUUUUGCACCGAACUUAGCUUACGAGUUUACACUACUGCUUUCUUCCAUGGAACCUGAAGUCAUUAAUUAUUUAGCUCUAAAUGCAAAAAAUUUCAAAGUGGAUGCUACCGAGAUAGAUGCUCAACGUAGUAAUGUUGUAGCUAGCUCUCCUAUUUUUAACAUAAUUGAGAAAUUAAUAUCUAUGUCAGACGAUACUGUCAUAGAAAAUUAUGUUAACAAUUCAAUCAAAGCGGUGAGAAAAUCCAUCGGUUUACCAUCUAAGAUUGCAGCAUCUUCAGUUAUUAUUUUAUUAGUACAAAAAUAUCAGUCCGAUCUAAAACCUUAUAGUGGUAAACUGUUGAAAUCAUGCUUUAAUGCUGUAUCAGACAGAAAUGGUACUGUCAAUCAAUCAUUUGCAAAUACGUUUGGGUAUAUCGUAAAAAUUUCUAGUAUUGAUAAAGUAAUCAAGUAUUCAAAUCUUUUAGUUGAAAAAUAUUUUUCAGAGCAUUCGCCUGAGACAAAACUGGUGGUCGGAAAAGCUAUUUCUUCGAUGAUCAAAUACGCACCUUCGCAAUUUGAAAGUGUAGCAGGGAUAUAUAUUCCUCUAGUUUUUAUUGCAUCGAACGAUUCAGAUAAAGAAUCUGCUUUAAUAUAUGGUCAAAUUUGGACAGAAUCAUCAUCUCUUGGAUCUGGAACUAUUAAACUGUAUUUGGAUGAAAUUAUUAAAAUGUUGUCCGAAAACAUAAAUUCGACUGAUUUUUCAAUUAGAAGAACCUGUGCUGGAAGUGUCUCUAUUCUUUCUAGUAAAAUUGAUAAUACGAUAACAAAAGUGCAAGUUUCAAAAUUAUUUGAUAUUAUUUUACAAGCAUUAAAUGGCAGAUCAUGGAGUGGUAAAGAAGCCAUUGUAGAAGCAUUAGUGGAACUAACAUUGAAAUUUAAGGACACAUUUAAUGAAAAUGAAGAAUUAAAAUUAAAAACAGUUAAGGCAUUUAUUACAGAAAUAUCCAAAAAAAAUCAAGAAUAUGUUAGUAAAAUCAUAAUUCCUUAUACAAAAUUCAUUGAUAAUUACAGUACCGAUGAGUUACUUUCACAUUUAAUUAGUGUUUCGACUUCUUUGAUUGAAAAUCUAGAUUCUAUUAUUGUUAUUGAUAAUAAAUAUGAUAGUAAUUCAUCAGCAAAGAGAAUCAAGACACAAUCUGAUAUUACUAAGAAAUCCACCAGAGAGAAUGUUGAAAAAGAAGAAUUCAUAACCGAAUUAUUAUUAUCAAGUUCUAAUCUGUGUAAAUUCACUAAUGAGGGUGAGUAUCCUUACAGUUUACUAUUAUUUAUUUUCAACCUAGUUGAUUUACUAUUUAGUAAUGAAAAGGUUAUAUUUACUUGGAGGACUAACUUGGUCGCUGCUAAAAUUGGUUGUAAUAUUUUAGAUAAUUAUCAAAAUAAAGAUUCUAAUCCUGAAAUGUUUGAAAAACAAAUUGAGAAUUAUUGGCACAAAAUUUAUAAAAUGAAUUCUAAGAAUGAGUCAAUUGAAAAUGUUAAAUUAGGAUUAGUUCAAUUUGCAAAACUGAUUAUUACAAGAUUACCGUCAUUAAAAACCGUAAUUGAAAGAGAUUUGAUUGAUUUAACUGAAGAUUAUCUGACUCCAAGGGUUAUAUCUGAAAUUAAAGAAUUAAAUAUUGCAACCUCAUAA
This is a messenger RNA of Tetrapisispora phaffii CBS 4417, 5586 nucleotides long. RefSeq names its product Ecm29p (gene ECM29). The transcript has a single exon. Gene Ontology annotation, molecular function: molecular adaptor activity. Lineage: Eukaryota; Fungi; Ascomycota; Saccharomycetes; Saccharomycetales; Saccharomycetaceae. The record is from RefSeq and is a predicted model, not a curated record. Gene Ontology annotation, cellular component: cytoplasm; nucleus. Gene Ontology annotation, biological process: proteasome assembly. The coding region runs from base 1 to 5586 and encodes 1861 amino acids.